Morchella sextelata is the source of this 822-nucleotide messenger RNA. RefSeq lists its product as uncharacterized. The record is from RefSeq and is a predicted model, not a curated record. NCBI's taxonomy places the organism in Eukaryota, Fungi, Ascomycota, Pezizomycetes, Pezizales, Morchellaceae. The transcript has 3 exons. Bases 1 to 822 code for a protein of 273 amino acids.
AUGACGCAGCCCCCGCACGCCGCCGGGCCCUCCACCGCCGCCUCAACACACCCCAAGCCCCCGGAAUCGCACCAAACACCCCUACAGAUCCUGCCCGCUAUGCUGCACGCCGUCUUCUGCCAAACAGCCGACGUCUUCAACACGCCGCAGCGCCAGCAGCCCCGCGCCGUAAUCCACACCAAUGCGCAGCUGCGCACGUCCGUCUCCGUGUGUAACGAGCGCUUCCAGUAUGCGCUGGAUCUGCUGGAGAUGGAUAUCCUAAAAGCCAAAGCCACCCUCCGCCGGGACCUCUCCGCCCUGCGCGCCGCCGAAGAAGCGCGCGAAGCCGAGGCAGCCAAGGAGCGCGAGCGCGAGCGCGCAAAGGCCGAGGCCGAGGCCGCAGCUGCAGCGGCGGCGGCGGCAGCACAGGAGGCAAAGAAGCAGCAGCUGUUGAAGCAGCAGCAACAGCAACUACAACAGAAACAGAAACAAUUACUGCAGCAGCAGCAGCAGCAGCUACUACAGCAACAACAACAACAGCAACAGCUAUUACUACAACAACAGCAACAGCAGCAGCAGCAGCAGCAGCAGCAGGAUAUAGUGAUGAGCGACACCCCCGCCGCCGCCGCGCCGCCGGCACCGAUGCAGUCCGCGGCGGCCGCGCAGAACUUUGACGACUUUCUGGCGAGCUUCCCUGUGGGGGUGGGCGGGGUGCAGGGGCAGCCGGCGCAGGGGCAGGGGCAGGGGCAUGAUGAUGGUGGGAUGGGGGGCGGGCAGCCGCUGGAGGAGAGUGAUCUGUUUGGGAGCGAGUUUAAUGAUUUGUUUGGGUAUGGGGGUACGUAG